Messenger RNA from Impatiens glandulifera, 456 nucleotides. Its product is annotated as agamous-like MADS-box protein AGL62. Gene Ontology annotation, biological process: regulation of transcription by RNA polymerase II. Gene Ontology annotation, molecular function: RNA polymerase II cis-regulatory region sequence-specific DNA binding; protein dimerization activity; DNA-binding transcription factor activity, RNA polymerase II-specific. Bases 1 to 456 code for a protein of 151 amino acids. NCBI's taxonomy places the organism in Eukaryota, Viridiplantae, Streptophyta, Magnoliopsida, Ericales, Balsaminaceae. The record is from RefSeq and is a predicted model, not a curated record. The transcript has 2 exons.
AUGGUCAAAACAAACAAAGGGCGUCAAAGAAUCACCAUGACCAAAAUGAAGAACGAGAGUAAUCUUAAGGUGACAUUUUGCAAAAGAAAAAGUGGGCUUUUCAAGAAAUUCAGCGAGCUUAUCAUACUAUGUGGGGCUGAAGUUUUACUUCUAGUAUUUUCACCAACAAACAGAGUGUUCUCCUACGGUCAUCCCAGUGUAGAUGAAAUAGUUGGGCCAUUAUUUGGUUCAUCCCAGGAACUAAAUGCUAAUGUGAUGCAAGUUGAGAAGUUGAUGGAGGUUGAGGAACAGCAUGGGAAGAAGAUAAAUCAUGACAAGAAAGUUGGGCAGGAUCAAAGAUGGUGGGAGAGAUCGAAUAAAGAGAUGAGUUAUCAACAACUUGAACAUCUCAAGAUGUCUCUAUUGAAUUUAAAUGCCAUUGUGACCCAAAAGAUGUUGGAGUUUUCUAACCCGUAA